Molecule: messenger RNA, 894 nt
Organism: Adineta ricciae
Lineage: Eukaryota; Metazoa; Rotifera; Eurotatoria; Adinetida; Adinetidae
Source: the annotation of a GenBank genome assembly
AUGCGUGGUUUCACGAUCGCUUGUAUACUCGAAAGUACGAAUUCGACUUCGACAUCGACACCAAUAGCAACAACGAAUAAAUUAAAACGAAAGAAUUCUGAUGAUAAUGAAGAAUAUCAGCCUAAUAAACGACAAACAACGGAAGUAUCUGAAAUCUUAUCACCGUCAUCCGCUCUGCUUCUGCCAAGUUCAUCAUCUGACAAUAGUAAUAAUAAAUUGUCAAUUAACGACGAAGAACGUGAUUCCUCUACGGAGCAACACAGUUGUGACGAACGGCCACGGAAAGUCCGACGAAGUCGAACAACAUUCUCUACAUACCAGUUACAUCAGCUGGAACGUUCAUUCGAAAAAACGCAAUAUCCAGAUGUCUUUACACGUGAAGAACUUGCGAUGAGAUUGGAUUUAAGUGAAGCGCGUGUACAAGUUUGGUUUCAAAAUCGUCGCGCUAAAUGGCGUAAACGUGAAAAAGCUCUCGGUCGUGAAAGCCCGAAUUUCAUGGGUCCACACGAUUUAGAAGCCUUUCGUCAUCAAAUGUCAACGUAUUUAUCCAAUGCUUUAACUGGAAAUAUUCCAGUCCCUAAUGAACGUCCGCAAUUACCUGUGCCUCCACCACACUAUCUUCCAUUUCUCAUGGGUCAUCUCGACGAAAAAGUCCUAGCCCGUUUACCAACUAAUGCGGCAGCAGCAAACAUCUCUCCAAAUUUCGGCUUGCUAUAUCAUCAUCCUCAUCAUUCAACACCGCCGCCAAAUAUUAAUAUAUCAUCUGCAUCGCCAACAUCAUCAUCGAACUCAUCAACAUCAGAUAUUCCGGAACAAUCAUCGUCAUCACCAUAUUUAGCAACAUUCGAUCAUCAUAGACGUGUGAAGCUAGAACUACAAGAUGCUACUGCUUGA